AUGUCGCGCAAUGUCUGCAUAACCUCAGUAGACGGCAACACAGGCUUCGUUGUCGCCGAGCUACUCCUCUCGGAUGAGAACUUCUCCAAGGAAAUCGGAACCGUCACGGGUCUCGCUCUCAACCCGGACUCGGAGAAAUGCAAAGACCUGGUCCAGUUAGGUGCGAAGACUAUCGCGCAUCAACCGGGUGACGUUGAUAGCCUUGCAGCCGCCAUCAAGGACACGAAGGCCGAUGCCAUUUGUAUCAUUCCGCCGGCGCAUGGGGAUAAGGUCAAUAUCACGACGGAGCUUAUCGAGGCGACUAAGAAGGCCAAUGUGCCGAAUGCUAUCUUCCUCAGUUCGGCCGGGUGUGAUCUGGCUGAACGUGACAAGCAGCCCCGGUUGAGGGAGUUUAUUGAUCUUGAAGCAAAGUUUUUGGAGGCUAAAGGCGAUCCUAGUACUCAGGCUGGAUAUUCACCUGUUGUCAUUAGAGCCGGAUUCUAUGCGGAGAAUCUCCUCCUUUAUUCUCCCCAAGCUAAGGAGAAAGGGGUUCUUCCUAUUCCUGUUGGACAGAAUCAUAAAUUUCCUCCUGUGGCUUUAGGAGAUGUAGCCUUGCUCGCUGGCCAUAUUUUGUCAGCAAAAGGACCACACGGUUUCAGUGACAAGCACAGAGGCCAAUUGAUAACAUUGACUGGACCAAUGCUUCUCAGCGGCGAAGAAAUCGCCAGAGCAGCCAGCGAAGCUCUAGGGACUCAGAUUAAAUUCCAGGACAUUUCCGAACAGGAAGCACGUAAAGUCCUUCGAAGAAAAACCAGCAACGACGACUCCGAAAUCCAGUAUCUUCUCGAAUACUACUCCCUGGUCCGGGAGGGAAAGACAAACUACGUCUCAACCACCUCAUUCCACGAUGUGACUGGCGAUCGGCCUCAAGAGCCGCCAGAUUUCUUCAAGGUUUAUGAAGAUGAAUUCAGGCCUAAGAGUGCCAAGCGGAGGAAGGUGGACGGGAAGUAG
Molecule: messenger RNA, 990 nt
Organism: Monascus purpureus
Lineage: Eukaryota; Fungi; Ascomycota; Eurotiomycetes; Eurotiales; Aspergillaceae
Source: the annotation of a GenBank genome assembly